Ceraceosorus guamensis is the source of this 667-nucleotide messenger RNA. RefSeq names its product Profilin/allergen. The coding region runs from base 279 to 659 and encodes 126 amino acids. Gene Ontology annotation, molecular function: actin monomer binding. Gene Ontology annotation, cellular component: cell cortex. The record is from RefSeq and is a predicted model, not a curated record. NCBI's taxonomy places the organism in Eukaryota, Fungi, Basidiomycota, Exobasidiomycetes, Ceraceosorales, Ceraceosoraceae. The transcript has 6 exons.
CGAAGACACCCGCGGCGGUGUUGGUCUCCGCGACGCUUGCAAUCGCGAAUGCUGAUGAGAAUCACCAAUGUCCGUCAGUCAGAGUCCAAGUCGUCAGUCUUCAUCCACGAUCAUAGACCAGACUGCGCAAAAGCACUCCACCCUUUGGGUCUCAUUCGCGCUUACCCUAUCGACCAAAGGACCCUUUCAGCUUACAUAGACUUCACGACAUCGCACGGAAGCAGCUUCGUUGAUCUCAAGAAAGGACACUAGCCAACCCAUCGGCGCCUCAUCGCAUCAUGUCUUGGCAAGGUUACGUCGAUACCAAUUUGGUUGGCACUGGCAACGUCACUGCAGCUGCUAUCUUGGGUCUGAAAGGAGGGGUGUGGGCCUCUAGCGCCGGAUUUACCAUCACGCCUCAGGAACAACAAGCUAUCGUCAGUGGAUUCGAUGAUCCCUCACCACUCCAGGCUGGCGGCAUUCAUGCGGGUGGCAAGAAAUACUUUACCCUCAGCGCCAACCCUAGAAGCAUUUAUGGAAAGCAGGGCGCCGGCGGCAUAAUUCUGGUGAAGACAGCGCAGGCAGUCUUGGUGGGUCAAUACAACAGCCCCAUCGUCCCGGGUCAAGCUACCAAGGUCGUUGAGGGGUUGGCGGACUACCUGAUUCAGUCUGGCUUCUGAGCGGCGCG